GUUCUCAGCCGUAUCCGGUGGGGCAGCGGUCCAGGGCUCGGAAAAAAAAUCGAAGCGGAGAGGAUCUGGUAACGGUACGCAUUGAGAAAUAACCCCCAUCCCGAGUCGCUAACCAAGGGCUCGGCAGGAAUUUACAUUUUCUUUACAAAGGUUAGAGGUCACAGAGCAGGGUCGCCGUUGUCAUCAUGGCAUCUGGAAGUACGAGCAGCGAGGAGGAGCGGAGCCUGAGAGAGUGUGAGCAGUACGUGCAAAAACACAACAUUCAACAGCUGCUGAAGGACUGCAUUGUCCAGCUGUGCACCUCCAGGCCAGACAGGCCCAUGGCCUUCCUCAGGGAGUACUUCGAGAGGCUGGAGAAGGAGGAGGCCAAACAGAUCCAGAACCAGCAGAAGGCGAGCAGUUCCCGCUCAGACUCCCGUGAUGAGGAGGUGUCUCCUCCCAUGAACCCUGUGGUUAAAGGUCGCCGGCGGAGAGGAGCGUUCAGCGCAGAGGUCUACACGGAGGAGGACGCUGCCUCCUACGUUAGAAAGGUUAUUCCAAAAGACUACAAGACAAUGGCAGCGUUGGCCAAAGCCAUUGAAAAGAACGUUCUCUUCUCACACCUGGACGACAAUGAGAGGAGCGACAUAUUUGAUGCAAUGUUUCCAGUCACUUACAUCGCAGGGGAAACUGUCAUUCUGCAGGGUGAUGAAGGGGACAACUUCUAUGUUAUCGACCAAGGGGAGAUGGACGUGUAUGUUAACAAUGAAUGGGUGACCAGCAUCGGGGAGGGUGGCAGCUUCGGAGAGCUGGCCCUGAUAUACGGCACCCCAAGGGCGGCCACAGUCAGAGCCAAGACCAAUGUGAAGCUGUGGGGCAUCGACAGAGACAGCUACAGGAGAAUACUCAUGGGAAGCACUUUGAGAAAGAGGAAGAUGUAUGAGGAAUUCCUCAGGAAAGUGUCCAUUCUAGAGUCUCUUGAUAAAUGGGAGCGUCUGACGGUCGCUGACGCCUUGGAGCCCGUCCAGUUUGAGGACGGACAGAAGAUUGUUGUGCAGGGAGAGCCCGGAGAUGAGUUCUUCAUCAUCUUGGAGGGUUCUGCAGCUGUGUUGCAGCGUCGCUCAGAGAAUGAGGAGUUUGUGGAAGUGGGGAGGUUAGGACCAUCUGACUACUUUGGUGAGAUUGCUCUGCUGAUGAACCGCCCCCGUGCCGCCACUGUGGUCGCCCGUGGCCCACUGAAGUGCGUCAAGCUGGACCGGCCUCGCUUCGAGCGCGUCCUGGGUCCCUGUUCAGACAUUCUCAAACGCAACAUCCAACAGUACAACAGCUUCGUCUCGCUGUCCGUCUGAAGGGGGGCAUCCUUUCCUCCACCUUCUCACUCUCCCUCCACCUUUCUCCCUCCUUUUAGACCCAGGGUCCACCAAUGCAAUUUGCUUUUUUUUGGCACUUUCUUCUUCUUUCUGUUUGCUUUUCUCCCUGUUUUUUUUUCUUUUUUUCUCAGUUUUCCACACGGAGAUUGUUUUAAUGUUACCACCUGUCACACUGAGGUGACGUUCAGCCAUUCACCAGCGCUUGUUCCAGCUGCUGUAAGCUACCUUGUAGGCACAGUUACAUCACAUGUUACCUAUGUUGUAUAUGUAUUUGCUGGUUACGCUUUCUUUUUUAGACUGAAACACAGAGCAGGAUUGUUCAGAGAUCUGGAAGAUAUUAGGGUCUCAGACUGAUGAGACAGGACAAUCAACCUUUACAUGGCGCUUUGGGGGAUUUUUUUUUUUUAACAGAGAUGUGUUGUAGAUUGAUGUAAAAAGAGGACUGCUUCUCCCUGUUACAGUUUCCUUUUUGCUUGAUUAGAUAAAGAGCGUUAAGCAGAAAUUAGAAGCUGCAGGAAGUAUGUGAUUGCAUCAAAUUUAGCUUUUUAGAUUUCAGCUGUACUAUCUUUGUUUUUAUUUUUCCUUUGACUGGUAUGAUGUCACUUGAUGAGUCUGAUUUGCUUAUUUCCAGAAAGCUCUGAGAACUUUUAAUUUUGAUUAUGCAGCUACCAGGCUAGUGCCAAAUGUUGAUUCUCGUCACAUCGCAAGGAUGCAUAGCCGUGGAAAAUGCAAGUGAGUGUUCUCUUCCCUGUCUAUCUGAAGCUCUAAGCAGAACGUAGUUAUUACCCUUAUUGUCCUCUUAAUCAGUAGAACAACCAUACAAGUACUGCCUUGACUACUCUGAGGGACAAAAUAUAACAAAGAAAGUAAAAAAAAAAAAAAAAAAAAGAGUAUUAAAUGUAUUUCAGUAUUCAAUUUUUGAGUAUAUACCAAAUAACUUGGUCACUCUUCUGCUAUGGUUUGUAAUCAAAAAUGUUAUUAUAGUAUAGUUAAAAUGAUCAUAGUUAUAUUAUUAUUAUUAUUAACUUAAUGAUGAACUUAUGGUUUGGAGUGAUGGUGAUCUUAAAAAAAAUAUGUUUAACUGUCUUUUGUAAACACUUAUUUUUCCAUAAAUUCUAUUUUAGGUGUCCAGUGCCACAAAGUAAAAAAAAAAAAAAAAUCUUCUUGUCAACUAGACAAAACCAGUAUGUAAUUGUAUUGUGUAAAAAGCGUCAUGGGUUUUUAAGCUAGAUCAUAUGGGGUUAAUUACAGGUUUAUUGAAGUGACGUCUUGAGCAGAGAUUGUUUCAUGGAAUUCAGGACACGAGAAGUAUUUAUGUGUGAAAGCAUCACAGGUGAGCAGAUAUUUAUUUUAAAACUAGUGUCAUUGCUUAUUGCCUGUUUGAAAAGAUAGCUGUCUUUUCAUCAGAGUAGCUUGUGAUCUGUUCUCUAUGCUUACUUGGCAUGAUGUUUUAGGCAUCCAGUGAUCUGGUAUGAAUGGAAGCGUGUAUUAAAAAAAAAAGCUUGCCCUGCAGCUGCAGGAAAUUUGUUAAAUAUUUGGUUUGCUACUCCCUAGCUUAACUGCUUCACAACUAUUUAGAUGGCAUAAAAUGUUACCUCUGUUUGUUUUUUAUUAUUUCUAAGAUCUUUUACCAAAUCACACAAAAUGUUGACUUCUGGAUCAAAGGCUUAAAUCUUCAUUCCUGCCUCACUAGCUGUUAUCAGAAGCAUUCAUGCUGUCUGUUCUGUCUCAAUCGGAGCCCUUUUAUGAGCUCACUAUUGAGGUGUUCGUGUUUGUACGUCCAAAAAGAUUUGAGUUUUUGUGCCGAUUUCAGGGUAGUCAGGUUAGUGAGAGUUUUUGUGAAUGGAAAUGAGUGGAUAUUUUUCUUUUAACUGAUCAUCUUCAUCUCUCCCCUCCUUAACUUAAGAAGAUAUUCUAUUGGGUUUGGUUACAUGUGGAUUUAUGUCCAUUGACCAAAAAUCCCAUUUAUCCUGAUCCAUAGGAAGUUCAGUGGCAAAGGUUUGUCUCACCCUUUGUCCAAAUAAAGUUUUCAUGUAAAUAGCAACAUUGUCAGAUUUUAGUCCAGAAUUGUUUUUAACCACACUGCAAUCGUCCCGGUUUGCCUUAGCUUACCUAACCUGGGCUAACAGUAGUUGUCAGUCACUCCUGCUAGCCCGAUCUUCAGUGAGUUUUGUUCGGCCUGCAGUGCAGAGAGCUGCGGGCGAUCAGAGGACCAUUCUUUUUCUAUUCUACCCUGUAUUCAGUUUGACCUCCUGUAUGUGCAAAGAUGUUUAUCCUUUUGGUAUAGAUUGUUCCAGAUGGCAAUUUAAGCAAUAAAAAAGUAAAAAAUAUUA
Messenger RNA from Labrus bergylta (ballan wrasse), 3682 nucleotides. RefSeq names its product protein kinase, cAMP-dependent, regulatory, type I, alpha (tissue specific extinguisher 1) b (gene prkar1ab). The record is from RefSeq and is a predicted model, not a curated record. Gene Ontology annotation, cellular component: cAMP-dependent protein kinase complex. Gene Ontology annotation, biological process: regulation of protein phosphorylation. Gene Ontology annotation, molecular function: cAMP-dependent protein kinase regulator activity. Lineage: Eukaryota; Metazoa; Chordata; Actinopteri; Labriformes; Labridae.